AUGGAUGCUAUUCUUCAAGGUAUUCUUCAUUGUAAUGAUGACAAAGGUGUUGAGGAUGUUGAACAUGGCCUGAAAAAAACACUUGAUGAGGUUGGAGAUGCAAUGGUUGCUAUUCUUAAAGUUGAGUAUAUUUCAUACGUUGAUGGUGUGAUGGAAGUAAAUGAGGGUGGUGGUCUUAUAAAUGAUGGUGUGGAGGAAAAUGAGGGUGAUGGUGUGGGUGAAUAUGCUGGUCAAGUAGCAGGUGAGGGUGAGGGUGAUGGUGAUUGUAACACCAUGGUUUCCAGUGAUGGUGAUUGUGUUAGUGAGGAUGAUGGAGAGGGUGAUAGUGAUGUUGAGGAUGAAGAUGAGGGUAAUGGUGAGGAUGAUAGAGCAGAUAUGGAGGGAAAUGAUGCUGAUGAUGAAGGGCAUGUACCAUUCAGAAGGCCAAGAAAGCCCUUAGAAAUGAUCAUCCUGCAAAAGCUGAAGAAACCUUGUUUUGACAAAGAUGGAAUGGGUUCCACAUCUAGCUAUCCAACAGAUUUGGAGUAG
This is a messenger RNA of Lactuca virosa, 528 nucleotides long. The record is from the annotation of a GenBank genome assembly. NCBI's taxonomy places the organism in Eukaryota, Viridiplantae, Streptophyta, Magnoliopsida, Asterales, Asteraceae.